AUGAAACCCAACACCAAGAAGAAAUCCAAGAAGAAGAAGCGGCCCUCGCCGGCGGCCGCCGACGGGGCGGCGCCGCCGACCCCUCCGGCGCCGGGGUCCUCCCCGCGCUCGCCGCUCGCCGAAACCCUAACCCUAGCCGCCGCGGCCUCGGAGACGGAGUCGAGCGGCAGCGGCAGCGGGAGCGGCGGGGACGCCUCCGCGUACACCCGCGCCUUCACCUCCAGCUCGUCGGGGCCCGCGUCCACCUCCUCGUUCUACGCCCCCUCCUCGACCGACUCCGCCGCGUCCUCCUCGGCCACGGGCGACGAGCGGCGCGACCUCGCCUGGCUGCUCGAGGCCUUCGGCAGCGCCACCAUCGACCAGGUCGACUCGGCCUACCGCGAGGCCGGCGGCGACCCCUUCCUCGCGGCCGGCAUCCUCGGCUCCACGCAGGACAUGCAGCCGCCGCCGCCGCCACCGCCAGAUCUCUCCCCGCGCGCCGGAUCUGCUGGGAGGAGGCCGGCUCGCAGGCCCAGGAAGCUUCCCGUUGCCGUGUCUGGCAUCGUUGCGGACGUGAUCGGCAAGGGCUACUCGCGGCCUGCCACUCCGCCUGUGAGCGCGACCGAUAGAAGUGGGUGGAAGGGGAAGGGGAAGGACAUGGAUGGAGAAAGCGUCAGCAAUGGCUGGAAUGAUGAGAGAAAUGGGGAGAGAGAAAGCGGGGGUGGCUAUCCCACGCUUAAUGUUGAGGAGGCCGAGCAGUUCCUGUGCUCCAUGCUUGGAGAUCAUUCUGAGCUCAGCAUGGGUGUGGUCAAAGACGUGCUGGGUCAGUCUGGAUAUGAUGUUGAGCAGGCUCUGGACGCAUUGCUUGAUAUCUCUGGUAUGGGAUGGUGCAUUCCUAAUGAAGAAACAAAUAGCUCAUCCUCUCCAAAUAUCUUCCCAGGAAAUGGAUUGUUUGAAGAAGAAUGUACUGCAAGUAUUCAACAGAGUCCACACCAGUUCCCAGAAGAAAUACCUGGUAUGUCAUACAAUCACUCUGAAAGGCAACAUGAAUUCUUCUGGGGGGAACAACAGAGCAGUAGCUACAUGAAGGCUGUUUGCGAGGUGCAGCACCCGGCAACACCGUCUCCAAGAUCAGCGGUGGUGGAUUCCAAGAUGCCACAACAAGUCUUGGAGUCGCUGUUCAAAAUACCUGAACGUCGCACAUACGAGCCAAGUAAAAUGGACUGGAAGAAGGUAGUGAAGAAGCUGCAGUCAUACAAUCAUCCCAUCACAGCAAGCAAUCAAGAAAGACCAAAAAAUGGGGAUGGGUAUCGAGAGUUCCGUGGUGUUUCUGCUAGGCAUUAUGAUACGAUGAAAGGGUAUUAUCAGAAAGCUGCUGUGGCAUAUUCCAAAGGAGAUAAAUCUUAUGCCUCUUACCUUGCAGAGGAGGGAAAACAUUAUCGGGAAUUGGGUCGCAAGGAAGAUGAGAAGGCCAGCAGGGAGAUAUUUGAAGCCAGAAACAAGCAUAUAACAAACACGGUGACUAUUGACUUGCAUGGUCAACAUGUCAAGCAAGCUAUGAAGCUCCUCAAAGUUCACAUGCUGGUUUGUGUAUGCAUGCCAUCUACCCUUCUUAGAGUAAUUACUGGUUGUGGUGUUGAAGGUACAGGGAAAGGGAAGAUAAAACGAUCGGUUAUCAAGCUUGUGGAGAAGGAAGGCAUCGAGUGGUACGAAGGGAACUCCGGAACCAUAGUUAUUCGACUAGGCGGGCCAAGAGAAUACCGCUUCCUGGAGCAUGACAGCGAUUCUGACUAA
This is a messenger RNA of Triticum turgidum subsp. durum (durum wheat), 1773 nucleotides long. The record is from the annotation of a GenBank genome assembly. NCBI's taxonomy places the organism in Eukaryota, Viridiplantae, Streptophyta, Magnoliopsida, Poales, Poaceae.